CUAUGAUGAUACCGGAUGUUACCUUCCCGCUAUCGAAUACAGGCGAGCGUUUGAGUAUGAAACACUAGAGUUUACCAAGCGGGCUUGAAAGGAGACUCGCCUCCAUGAGUAUAACAACCCCUUCAUGAACCUCCCAAUGUCGUUAACAAUUGAGGUCAGCAGAGUCAAGUUCAUCAAGCCAAACCAGUCCAUCCAAAUCUCUCAUUUACUUACCAAGAAACCAACCUACGCCGAAUCCUCCAAAAUAGAGAGUCGUCCUGAAAUAUAGAGUCGUCAAAAUGACGCGCAUCCUCCUCACCCUCCUUGCCACGGCUGCCGCAUUCCAAGGCGCCCUCGGCGCCCCCUUCCCUCAAGCCGGCGGCAAGCCCACCGGCACUGCUCCUCCGGCCCUGCCCUCCAGGCCUAUCGGUCCUGGUAGCACCCCGCCUCAACCUCCCCGGCCCCCUAUGCCCCUCGGCACCGGGAUCGCACCGCCUCAGCCUCCCCGGCCUCCCUUUCCCCUCGGCACCGGAAUCGCCCCGCCCCCGCCUCCCGGGCCUCCCCCACCCCUCGGCACCGGAAUCGCCCCGCCUCCGCCUCCCCUGCCCGCCAGGCCUAUCGGCACCGCUCCUCCGGCCCUACCACCCAAGCCCAUCGGCACCGGUAGCGCACCGCCUCCGCCUCCCGCGCCUCCCAAGCCGACCGCUACUGUUCCGGUCCCUAGCCCGCCACUUAAACCCACCGGUCCCCCGCCCAAGCCUACCGUUACGGCUACCGUCCCGGUCCCGCCUACGCCUACGACUACUGUUUGA
This is a messenger RNA of Neurospora hispaniola, 791 nucleotides long. RefSeq lists its product as uncharacterized. The transcript has a single exon. The coding region runs from base 279 to 791 and encodes 170 amino acids. NCBI's taxonomy places the organism in Eukaryota, Fungi, Ascomycota, Sordariomycetes, Sordariales, Sordariaceae. The record is from RefSeq and is a predicted model, not a curated record.